UUCCCUUCCAUUGACAGUUUCACCUAAUUUUUAUUUUGUCUUUCAGCCCUCUGCUUGUAUACUCUCAAAUAAAACAUACUCUUUGCAUAUUGCUCUCAACCCUUCUCAUCAUGAAGAAAGAGACGUCCGAGAGCUCUAUGCUAGCCGAUCCGGCACUCCUGGACAAGAUUGACAAGCUGUUCGCCUGCAAUGUGGGUGAGCAUAUUGCUCUCCCACAACUAGUCGUUGUGGGCGAUCAGUCCAGUGGAAAGUCCUCCGUCCUUGAAGGCCUCACCCAGCUCCCUUUCCCACGCGAUAGCGGACUUUGCACUCGGUUUGCCACACAAAUUAUUUUUCGCAGAGAUAGAGGCUUAUCGACUCGCAAAGUCAGUGCCUCUAUCAUUCCAGCAUCUGAUUCAGAUGUCGACCGUGCUGCUAGACUUAGAACAUGGCACACUGAGAGUAUCGACACCUUGGAGCCAAGUCGUUUCUCCAAAGUCAUGCAAGAAGUUCAUGAAUUGAUGGGAGUAGCUGAAAACUCAGCUCUAUCAACUUUCUCUAAAGAUGUCCUCCGCUUGGAGAUCUGCGGGCCGGAAGAGGACCAUCUGAGUGUCAUCGACGUGCCUGGAAUCUUCAAAAAUACUACUCCGGGACUAACUUCUAAGUCUGAUAUUGCCGUUGUUAGAGAGAUGGUGGAAGGCUACAUGAAGAACCCCCGGUCUAUCAUGCUUACCGUCGUUCCUGCCAACGUUGAUAUUGCUACUCAAGAAAUCAUCGAGAUGGCCCGCGAGUAUGACGCAGAAGGGGAAAGGACCAUUGGAGUUCUCACAAAGCCAGACUUGGUAGAUAAAGGUGCCGAAGAUAAGGUCCUUGAUCUUGUAGUAGGGAACAAGUUAUUUCUUCGGCAUGGUUGGACAAUAGUCCGCAACUUGAACCAACAAGAGCUGACGGACGGGAACACGGACCGUGAUGAGGCAGAAGAGGCUUUCAGUCAGAAGGCCCCUUGGAACACAAUUGCUAAAGAUAAAUUUGGCGUCAAAUCCUUGAAAUCUCGUCUCCAAGAAACUGUUACCGAGAAUGCACGACGGGAGUUUCCUUCGGUCCGGUCGGAAAUCAGUAAGAGGCUGAAGGAAGCCAAGAACUCCUUAAAGGCUCUUGGUAACGAGAGGGAGACGCCAGAGCAGCAAGUCGGUUUUCUGUUAGACAUUAUGAACAAAUUUCAGGAAAUCACUUCCCAAGCGCUGAGUACGAGCUACGGCGAGAAUGAUAUCUUCGACGAGCAUGUGGACCUUCGACUUGCCACCAGGGUUGUCACCCGAGACACAGCUUUUGCAGAAGACCUCGAGCGAUAUGGCCAUGAAUACAACUUCGACACUAGUGUCAAAAAGACCCCUGAUUCAUCUGACGCAAAUUCUACGACAGCGCCUUCAGACGAAUCGGAGGAUGUGAACGAAUUCCACACUCGAAAGACUGGUAGCAUGCCAGAACUUGAGGAUGUCGUUACUGAGCAGACCUGGGAAUCUGUUCCUUCGGACAACGAUAUUUACGAGUGGCUAAAACAGCUAUACCAAUCAUCUCGUGGUUUCGAGAUUGGCACAUUCAAUACCUCGUUGCUUGCUACUAGCAUGAAAAAGCAAUCAGCUAAAUGGUCUAACUUUGCUAAGGGGUACAUCAGUGACGUGAUUACAAUUGUUCAUGGAUUUAUCGUUAAGACACUAGAGAUUGUCUGUGUGGACAGACGCGUAUUCAACAACCUUCUCUCAAUCAUGAUGGAUAAUCUACUGGACAAAUAUCAGCGUGCCCUGACACAGGUGGACUUUCUGCUCCAUGUGGAACGUAACCAGGCGCCCAAAACACUCAAUCACUAUUUCAACGAAAAUCUCCAAAGAUGCCGCCAGGAACGCCAGCGUUGUAAGCUUGAAAGUAAAGUCAUCAACGACAACUAUGGUGGAGAGGUCGUUCGACUGGAAGACCUUACUGUGCUAAAUCACAUGAGCAACUCUGAGUACACGGUUCAGGAUAUUCAUGAUAUCCUCGAAUCUUACUAUAAGGUAGCUCGGAAACGAUUUGUGGACAACAUUUGCAUGCAAGCAGCAGAUUAUUAUCUUGUCACCGGGCCGGAGACCCCAACCAAGCUUUUCUCGUCAUCUUUGGUUAACAAACUGUCUAAUGAUGAGCUCGGGGACAUAGCUGGCGAGGAUGCGUCCACUGUACGGCGGCGAAUUAAUCUGAAGAAGACGAUCAGUGAGCUCGAAGAGGGUAGGAGGAUAUUGUUCUAAGAACAAUUGCUGCUUGGGAGAAUAGCGCAGCGAACUAAGGUUGCAGUUUUUUGAGAUAGGAGAGCUAAACAUGUGGGUAUUUGAUAGUGUGAAAUAAGAGCGGAUAUUGAAUGAAACGCCAACAUUUCGGC
Messenger RNA from Aspergillus caelatus, 2389 nucleotides. RefSeq names its product dynamin family protein. Lineage: Eukaryota; Fungi; Ascomycota; Eurotiomycetes; Eurotiales; Aspergillaceae. Gene Ontology annotation, cellular component: cytoplasm; membrane; microtubule. Gene Ontology annotation, molecular function: GTPase activity; microtubule binding; GTP binding. The transcript has 4 exons. The record is from RefSeq and is a predicted model, not a curated record. The coding region runs from base 111 to 2258 and encodes 715 amino acids.